Scleropages formosus (Asian bonytongue) is the source of this 6128-nucleotide messenger RNA. RefSeq names its product formin 2a (gene fmn2a). Lineage: Eukaryota; Metazoa; Chordata; Actinopteri; Osteoglossiformes; Osteoglossidae. The transcript has 18 exons. Bases 48 to 4742 code for a protein of 1564 amino acids. Gene Ontology annotation, cellular component: cytoplasm; cytoskeleton. Gene Ontology annotation, molecular function: actin filament binding. Gene Ontology annotation, biological process: cortical actin cytoskeleton organization. The record is from RefSeq and is a predicted model, not a curated record.
CUUGAUAGGCCCAUACUGUGGGGAAACUCAGUGCCAGGAUCUCAACAAUGCAGACGAUUCAGACAAGAGAAACCCAGGUCCCAGUGCUGAAGGAGAGCUUUUUCAGGACCACUUUCAAAGACAGGAGAAAAGGCAGCUUGGCAAGCAUGGUUAGGCACCAGCAGCAGCGACAGCAUCCUCAGCUGUGGGGGGAGACUGUCAUUGAGCAGGGGGGCUACCAAGAAUACGUCCGGGUGGGACGAUCCGCCAGCAGCCCGUCGUGCAGUGCGGUGGAGCUGGUGGGGGAGGGACUGGGAGAGAGAGUGCAGACGUCAGCAGCAUCAGCAGCACUGUUUGCCUCAGCGGAAGGCAAGCCGGGAUUACUGAGCAGGAUUGCGCACGGGGGCAGGGCACACAAUACCAUCGAGCAGAAUGGUCUCAUUGCCAAGGGGGUGCGUCUGCUGAGGACUAUGGGCAACCAGGAAGGGAGGCUGAAGAGGGGGGAGACUGGCGAUGAGGCUGAUGUACCGGGGGUGAGCAGGGAUGCGGAUAGCACUAAGAAAGGCUCCCAGAGCAAACGGCUGUCUGGUAAACAAGGGAAAGGAGGGGACACAAGCAAAAAGAAGGCCAAGUCGGACUCAAAGACAUCCGUGUUCUCAACCAUCCGGCUCCGUAAGAACCUGUCCAAAGCCAAAGGAUCCAAGGAGGAUGUUCUGGACACUCGAACCUCCCAGCAUCCAGGGCAGGAAUGUGCUGUGCCAGUCCAGAUUGAAGCCCCAGACAGCAGCUUCUCGGCAGAUGAGUUGGGACUGUCGGACACCGAAGUAAAGCGUUUCCACUUUACAGCUGACAGUCGGCAGUCAACUGUAGAGACACAAGAUGGAUGCAGGACAAGUUCGGGCUCUGACACGGACAUGUACAGCUUCCACUCAGCUACAGAACAGGAGGAUCUGCUGUCUGACAUCCAGCAAACCAUUAAGCUUCAACAGGGGCUUAUCAUAUCAACGGCUGUGGACAAACCAUGGAGUGAAGGGAAAACCGCCAUCAUAACUGGGCAACCCACUCUUCAAGGGGAGGCCUUGGCCCAGGAAUGCAGUGUGACAACGGAUAUCAACUUCUCCCUGGCCAGAUCAAAUCAGGAAAACAAGCCUGUCAGCAGUGAGCAGGACCACACUGAGAAGUCAAACAAAUCUGAUGUAGCCCUCUGUCAUGCGUCUGCCACAAUAGAGCAGCAACCAUUCACCGUCGGAGCUGAUGGGAAAUCCAAGGGCCCAGUUAACCAGACAAUCAGUGAAAACAGCUUUACCCCAUCCUUCGAGAGCGUAGAGGAGCCGUCAGAGGAAAUGAAUGGUGAAGACCUUUCUUCCGACUUGACAGGAACCUCUUUUGACUUAAUGAAGAGCUAUGGGGCCCACCUGGAUCAACAGACUAAGAGUCAGGGUGAAGAGAGAAAGGGUCAUGAAAGAAGGACAAGUUUUGAAAACGGAGCAGUGAAAAGUGAAGCAGAAGCCACAGACUCACUGGAGUGCAUCAGCAGCAUGGAUCUGGAUUCAGAGGAUGACUUGACAAGCAGAAGGGGAAGUAAUCUGUGUUUCUGUCAGGAGCCACCAGAAAGCCCCAGGCCAGCUCGGGUACAGAGGUCCUCUUUGACUUUAGUCAAGCCAUAUCCUCCCAUUCACCCAUCCUAUGUCAAUACCACCAGCCGGCAGCUGAGCUUCCCGGGCCAUUCUGGCAUCGCACUGCCAAACCAGAGCCCUCUGUCCUACUGGGCCGAGGGUCGUCAAGUGAGGAGGCAGAGGUCCUGCAGUACGGCUGGUCUCCUUGGAUGCUCUGAGCUAGACAGGGUCCGGCUGGGGAAGGCCGACUCAGCCCACUACCUAAAGGAUGAGAUCUCUGAGGAUGGACUGCGAACUGACAGGAAGCUGCUGGGCUGGAGGUCCUCCUGUGCGCAGGUCUCUUCCUGCAGUUUCCAGGAUGUCUUCUCUGGGCGCACCCUUUUGGAGAAGUUCUUCAGGGAGCAGGAGGGCACGAAGGGCGAGGAGGCAGAGAAGCUGUGCUCCCGUAUUUUGGCCAUGGGGCUUCUGCUACCCUUCGGCGACUGCUUCCGUGACCAGCACACUGACAGUAACUCACAAGCUAUGCCUGAGUUUAAUCAAGACCAGCUAUACACCUGGGCAGCAGUCAGCCAGCCGCCCCACUCCCUUGAACACCCUAACAGUCUGGUUCCUGGCCGUGUCCAGCCUGAGUGGUCCCCGAAGAAGGCUGGGGAGCAGGAGCAAACGCUGAAAAAUGACAACACAGAGGCUGGGCAUCUGCUGCUUCCUGGAAUGAAGAGCCAGCAGGACAAUGAAGAUCAAGAGCAGCAGGAGGAACUUGUGUCGAAGACCGUUAACCUGAAGCAGGAGCAUGUUAGUGUGAUUCACCAGCUGGAGCAAACCAUCGAGGAUUUGAGGACCAAGAUAGCAGAGCUGGAGAAGCAGCAUGUGUCAGUGGAAGGUGAAGACCACAGCGGAAAGGAGCUGGAGCAGAGAGAUGUCUGCAACGCUGACCAGCAGACUGAGGACAGGGUGAUGAUGGGACACCUGGAGGCCAAAUCGGCACAGACGUCACCUGUGGAGGAGAGGUUUCAGCCCAACGAGUUUGACUCCUCCCUGCCCCAGGUCCCUAUGACAGUGACCCCCAAGGCAGAGCCUCAUUUCAUAUGUAUGUGCCAACAGCAGCAGAGUGGGAUUCAGCCACCACCCCCUCCCCCACCUUUACCUGUCUUACCCAGAGCUCCGCCUCCACCUCCACCCCCACCCCCUUUACCUGGCCAAUCAGCAUCUCUGGUGCCAGGUACUAUGGUACCACCAACACCCCCUCCUCUGCCUCUUCCUAGCUCUGAUAUGCCACCAGCUCCACUGCUUCCUCAACUGCCAGGCUCUGGACCCCCACCUCCACCUCCUCUUCCUGGGAUGAUACCCCCUCCUCCACCUCCUCUCCCUGGGAGGGGACCCCCUCCUCCACCUCCUCUUCCUGGCAUGGAACCCCCUCCUCCACCUCCUCUCCCUGGGAUGGGACCCUCUCCUCCACUUCCUCUUCCUGGCAUGGGACCCCCUCCUCCACCUCCUCUUCCUGGGAUGGGACCCCCUCCUCCACCUCCUCUCCCUGGGAUGGGACCCCCACCUCCACCUCCUCUUCCUGGGAUGGGACCCCCUCCUCCACCUCCUCUCCCUGGGAUGGGACCCCCACCUCCACCUCCUCUUCCUGAAAUGGGACCACCACUGCAAUCUGCUGGAUCAGGGCCUCCACCACCUCCUCCACCACCAGGAAUGGGACCUCCACCUCCACCCUUGCCUCUCCCACCAGGAUUUGGGGAGCUACCAGCAUCCUUUGGAUCCCUUCCACCACCCCUGCCAGCAGGCUUGUAUGCACUGGGUUUGGCACAGGAGAAAAAGCCCCAAAAAGCUGCCAUUGAACCCCCCCGCCCCAUGAAGCCACUAUACUGGACCAGGAUACAACUGCAUGCGAAAAAGGAAGCAAGUGGAUCCCUGGUUUGGGAGAUGGUCGAGGAGCCAUCGGUGGACUUUGAUGAGUUUAUAGAGCUGUUUUCUAAAACCACAGUGAAAGAGAAGAAGAAGCCCCUCUCAGACACCAUCACAAAAUCAAAAGCACAACAGGUGGUGAAGCUGCUGAACAACAAGCGGUCACAGGCUGUGGGGAUUCUUAUGUCCAGCCUUCACCUGGACAUGAAGGACAUCCAACAUGCUAUCUUGAACCUGGACAACACCGUCGUGGACCUGGAAACCCUGCAAGCCCUCUAUGAAAAUAGAGCCCAAGAAGAUGAGAUGGAUAAAAUUGAAAAACACAUAAAGUCAUCAAAAGAAAAGGAAAAUGCAAAGCCAUUGGACAAACCUGAACAAUUCCUAUUCCAGUUGUCCCAAAUCCCCAACUUCUCGGGAAGAGUAUUCUGCAUCCUCUUUCAAUCAUCCUUUGCAGAAUGCAUGUCCUUAGUCUUUCGCAAGCUUGAAAUCCUUCAGAAAGUUUGUACGACUCUCCAGAGCAGCUCGGGGGUGCGGCAGGUUUUGGGCCUGAUUCUUGCCUUUGGGAACUUUAUGAAUGGAGGGAACAGAACCAGAGGGCAAGCUGAUGGCUUCACUCUGGACAUCCUCCCCAAGCUAAAAGAUGUGAAAAGCAGUGAUAACACACAGAGCCUUUUGUUAUACAUCGUUGCUUACUAUUUGAGGCACUUUGAUGAGGACUCAGACAAGGAGACCUCUCUGUACCCCCUCCCAGAACCACAGGACCUCUUUCACGCAUCACAGAUCAAGUUUGAGGACAUUCAGAAGGACCUACGAAAGCUACGGAAGGACCUCAAUGCUUGCACACUGGAGAUGGAGAAGGUAUGCUGCACCUCCUCUGAGGAACACCUCCAGCCUUUCAAAGACAAAAUGGACAAAUUCCUCUGUAAAGCAAAAACUGAACUGGAAGCUCAGGAAACACGGUUGAGUGAAACUCAGAAAACUUUCUUGGAGCUAACCGUUUUCUUCUCCGUCAAACCCAAGGCAGGAGAGAAAGAAGUCUCGCCCAAUGCAUUUUUCUCCGUCUGGCAUGAGUUCUCCACAGACUUCAAAGACUUGUGGAAGAAAGAAAACAAAGCCAUCGUACAGGAAAGGCUGAAAAUGGCAGAGGAGAGCUUCAAACAAGCCCGAGAAAAGGCUACAUACAGUGUCAAACCCAAACAUGCUACUGGAAUAAAAGCAAAACUGGCCCCGAAGAUCUAAAUGACCUUAACUGUGACAUUUAUUUUUUCUGUCCAAGAGAGAUUAACAUAGAAAAUAUGACAUAAGUUAAAGAAUGGCAUGCACAUUUUAAUUUACUUUCUUUGAGUUUUCUUAAGGUUUCUUUUCUUUUUUAUUGUUUUCCAAUGAUGAAAAUAUGUUGCAUGCCACCCGAAGAACUUGUUUGAUGGGUGAAAAAAAGUGAGUGAGAAAGUGAAGAACCAAUAUCCAAUUGCAAGUUCUCCCUCUUUGGAUCAACAGCAUAAGUGUGUCAGAAGAACAGAAACACAUGGCUCCUCCAUCUAAUCCAGCCUUACUGUGUUAACAGUCCUACCUUGUGUCACAAUCACCAAAAUACAUUUUGUUGAAAGUGUAGUUAAACAUAUUGCAGACACAUAAAAGAGUGCAUGUACAGAUCUGUUAAAGUUGUGUAUUUGUAUUUCAAAGGAAAAGACCAAACACAAUACUGUACUAAAAAGCACAAAAAUGUAUGGAAAAGAUUAGACUCACAAAUAUUUAAAAUAAUAUACCUCAUAUCUCAAAGCCAUAUAUCACUAUCAUAGAUAUUCCAUCUUUCCACAUUUCCCCAUCAGUACAAUUUGUUGUCUGAUUUUAUUUACUACUAUGCAAUUUAUAUUGAUUAGUUCGUUUCAGGGUUGUGGAGAUACUAGAGUCUUCUCUUAUUUUCCCUCAUAUGUUGUAAGUGCCUUGCCUUCAAGAACUUUCCAUGAACUCCAUAGGAGCCCCUGCAGGAGCAUCAAUGUCAUACUCACUACUAUAGCAGAGCAGUCAAGGCUGCCAAAAAACAAAUCAAAACCACAAUGCAGUUUCAGACAUUCAUAAAAUUUAUCUGAAAGGUGAGUCCCACAACAAUUCACUUUGGAAUGAAGAACAGGAUGAAUCAUACAGUAGUAGAAAUCAUAUCGUGGCUUUGUCAGCUCUACUGGGGAAACGUGUCACAUUGUUGAUUUAUGACAUCUUCUUUAUGAAGGACAGAAUAAUUAGUGAUGCUGGAAUUCCAGUAGAAGUGAAGCGCGAUGUGGUUGGUCAUGGGAAGUGAACCCAUAGCUGCUGAAUGGCAGGACCCCUCUGGUUCUGAAGAUCAACUCCAAGCAACGUAGAAUGCAUUGUAAUGCUUGAGUGCAAUACUAGGAUGAAUGGAUAAAAAUAUUUACAGAUUCUAUUCUAUAUUUUUAAUGUCAGUUAGUAUGAAAUGGUGAAGUAACUUAGUAUUUUUCCCCUCUCUACCAGCCUGCUGUUUUUGCACCAAUAUUACUUAACUGCAUGACUGCAGAAAGUUUAUUCCGAUGUACAAUAAAGCUGUGUUUCUAAGGGAUCUUUUGACUUUGAGAAAAAAAAAGGUAAUUUGUAUAAAAUAAAGACAUAAAU